AUGUCAUUUAAUUCAACUGAAAAUUCUACAUAUAUUGCUGUUGAUGAUCCUGAUGCAUAUUCAUUGAUUGACGAAACAUUUAUUCGAUAUCCGAUUAUCAUUGCCUAUAUUUUUGUUUUUGUUGUUUGCCUUUUUGGUGAGUGAUUAGGAAUGGAAUAAAACUGGAAAUGGGUAAAAUAAUGUGCGAAAAUUAAUAUGCAGAAAAGCUUAGUAAAAUCUGAAUAUUUUAAAUUAGAGACCGAAAAAAAUGAAGACGACCAAGCAGCCUCCACGACCCCAAAAUAUUGUGAAAAUUCAAAAAAAGUUCCAGGUAAUCUUCUCACAAUUCUGGUGAUAACAACACACCCUCUCAUGAAAACGGCAACCAAUUUUUUCUUGGCCAAUCUGGCAGCUGCUGAUCUGCUAGUCGCGAUUUUUUGCAUCCUUCAAAAUAUGAUUCAUAUCGUCGGAUUCAAUUAUGGACAUUGGCCACUUGGAGAAGUCCUUUGCAAACUGUAUCUUUCCGUUUUACACAUGGUUCCUUGCACGAGUGUUGGGAUUCUUUUAUGUGUUUCACUUGAAAAAUAUAUCGGUAAUGGAAUUUUCUCAAAUAUUUUUUAAGCGCAAUAUUUUCAGCUGUUCUUCAUCCAUUGACGGCUCUCAAAAUUCUCACACAUCGUCUUCGGGUUACUGUAACAAUCUCAAUUUGGAUUGGAAGUAUCCUUCUGAAUUCGCCGUUUUUCCUUUAUGCAAAAUUGAUCGAAUAUCCAGAUGGUUCGAAUGCUUGUUAUCGUGAAAAAAUGCCAGUUUGGGUAACAGUUUCAUUCUUCAUUUGGUACACAAUUCCUGUCUUUGUCUUGGCUGGAAUUUAUUUGAGAAUUGGUAGAUUGUUAUGGAUAACUGGAAGUAACCGAACAAGUACAAGACAAAGUUCUGAUUCGCAAGGAAGUCUAGGCAAAUCUUUGAAAUUGGCAAAUGGUCGAGUGAUUGUUUUUCAACAAGAAAGUUUGUUGAAUGUUCCACAAAAUAAUGAAAGAAAAUCAACAAAUAAAAGACCAAAAGAUACAGAAGGAAGACGGAAAGUUGUUCGAUUAUUAUUUGCUGUGGUUUUAUCAUUUGCAAUUUUGACAUUACCACAACACGCAAGAUUAUUGUAUACAGUAAGUUCUCAGGCCAAUGCAUCAUUAUAAAUAUUUUUCUUUCAGAGUUGGUCAAGUAAUCAGCUUUUCCUUCAUCAAUGGACAUUUUUCCUUCAACCAGUCUCAUACAUUCUUCUCUUCGUCUCUUCUGCGAUCAAUCCAAUUCUCUAUGCUCUACUUUCAAAACGUUUCCGUGACGCGGUUUCCGAUGUUAUUCACUGUCGUAAAGGUGUAUUCUCAAAAAUGUCUCGUUCACGAAACAGGACACUUGUUUCUGAUGUUCCUGGUGAAGAUUCGAGAUGUCCAAGUCCACAUAUUGGAAUAAGAAUGCAAAGAUUAAGGCAACUACAACCUCAAUAA
Caenorhabditis angaria is the source of this 1478-nucleotide messenger RNA. NCBI's taxonomy places the organism in Eukaryota, Metazoa, Nematoda, Chromadorea, Rhabditida, Rhabditidae. The record is from the annotation of a GenBank genome assembly.